This is a messenger RNA of Nicotiana tabacum (common tobacco), 1772 nucleotides long. RefSeq lists its product as uncharacterized. Lineage: Eukaryota; Viridiplantae; Streptophyta; Magnoliopsida; Solanales; Solanaceae. The record is from RefSeq and is a predicted model, not a curated record.
ACGCCAAAACGCACAGGCAAAAUCACUUUACUUUUGCCGGAAUCACAAAUUCCGAUUCUGAAGUCCGGUGAACUCAAGAAAUGGUUAUCAAAAAACGGGUAAACAAGCUUCCUGCUGAAAAUGGCGGAACCAAUGAUGUUGAAGGUUUCCCUAAGAACAAAAAAUGCAACGAACAGUUCGAUCACUGGGCUUUUCUGGAUCAAAUUGAGGCCCCUAUGUGGGUGGACCUUACCUUAGAAUAUAAGUCUGCCUAUCAAGAAAAGGACGAUGAUUGGUUCCACAUAAGCCAUCCGUUUCACCACGCCUCUUCUAAAAUGUUGAAAUCUGCAUUUUCUCAUGCUGGAGAGGGUUCCAUAAACCUAGAGCUCGGGUUGCAGGGGUCAUGUUCUCCUAAGCUUCCACCUUCGGUUUCAAGAUCAAGAGGCAAAGAUUUGCGAAACAGACAAUUGGGACAAGGAUAUCAUUGGCUUACCUUGGAUAAGAAACAUCCAGUUAAACAAUUAAGCUCUAAAUCUUCGUCUGCAGAUUCAGAAGCUUGUAAAGUAGUUAAGCAGAGGGCAAGCUCCAAAAAAUUAACAAACUAUGCUGCUUCAGACUCAGGUUCUUCUUGUCAGCCACCAGAUCUUAGUUCUGGCAAUGAAAAAAUUAGCUCGAACUCUUUGGCUGUCACGAGAUACGAAAGCCUGCCAAGAAGCUGCAUUACAUCGGAGAACGGUGAACAACAUUACCAAAAAUCAUUGGGCGUUAACAGUUUAAAGAAGCCUCUCGAAGUGUCUGAUCAAGUACUUGGUCGAACUAGCGGGUUCUUGUCAGAUCUAAGAGUAAGUCUGGGGAAAAGUUGUGUUACAAGACAAGCAUCAAGAAUGGAGGCAAACAAUUUUAGGCAGUCAGAAGGUCAGAAAUCUUCUUCAAGUAUGUCGAGUGUAGGAUCUUCUUCAAACCCCUACAAGGAAAGGGAGAAUCUAAAUGAGAGAAAAAUUAAAGAGAAAACUCCAGAUAGUAGAAAUGCAAGUAGGAUGGCUCGAGCUCCAAUUGGAGAAAUUAAGAAGGCAAAGAUGUCCAAGGUUCCUGUUCAACCUCCUGAUAAAACUUCUAACACUAAAUUGGUUACUGGAAGAUCUGUUUCUUUGUCCAUUAGGAAUGAAGGUGCUAAAGAAAAGGUACAUCAACAUAAUGUACAAAGAAAACCUCUUAUAUUUCGAAGAGCCAAUGAUCAUGUAUCCUCAAUUGUGGUCUCGAAGGCUACUGCAAGAAUUGGAGGUAGCCAGUGCGUUAGGACUGUUGGCACCAGUAAGGUGAAUGUGGUUGGGAGAAUGGGUAUGACCCAGAAGUCAAGCAUCAAUGGCAACCAAAGGUGUCGUACAGAAUUCACAAGUUACACAAAGGAGAAUAAACGAAGCACUGAGAACGCAAAGUCUAGUGAUUUGAUGGUGAACGCUGAUAAUAAAAGGGACGUGGCUAAUCGUGUGAAUACGAAGAAGAAGGUUUUCCUUAGAUAAAAUAGCUAAUCUGUAUGUACAUAGUAGCACUCUGCCUGUUUUCAUUCUUGUCGAGCUGCAACGAAGAUGGAUAAAAUGAUAUGUUGAUCGUCUUAUGCUGUCAAAUAGGUUUUACGAUUUUCAUUUUAGUUCAUCUUGUUGAUAUUCAAUGUCCACUGAAUAAAAGAGAGCUGCAAUGGGAGAUCAAGCUCUCUGAAAUUUUGCUUUGCAGAUGUUGAUCAAAAGUUGACAGUAUGUCUAUUUUCCACAUUAAUUUGUUCAACAUUACUGUGA